Molecule: messenger RNA, 3495 nt
Organism: Chrysemys picta bellii (western painted turtle)
Lineage: Eukaryota; Metazoa; Chordata; Testudines; Emydidae
Gene: ANKRD65
Product: ankyrin repeat domain 65
Molecular function (GO): protein binding
Source: RefSeq, a predicted model, not a curated record
UGACCUCCUGAGGUCCCUUCCAACCCUGACAUUCUAUGAUUCCAUGGACACACAGGCCCCUUUACACAACUCUGACAGAGUCAACUACAUGCACACCCACUGGAAGGUCCCUUUACACAACCGGAACUGUGGAAGGGGCCUUACUGCAAAUAAUAGGAAGGAAGGCUGGACAUAGAGGACAAACACCAUCUUUUAUGUGCCUCCUACCAUCUGGGGAGAAUUAGCAUGUGGUCAUUUAUUACACUAAGGUCUUUCUAGUGGGGGAUGGACCUCAAAAGCUUUGUUUGUACCAUCACCCCAAAUAAAUGGAUGCUCAUCAGAACCUCUUGGCUUCCUCUCUGCUGACCUGGGCUCCCCCCGCAGUUACCCGGAUACAGGAUUCUUCUUCCUGUGCUCAAGGCAAACGUUUGUAGUAGAAUUGCUGUGAGCUGCUAAACAAUCGCCAUGUUCCACCCCAGCCCUGGCUUAUUUCGGUGGUGGGCAAAGUGAUGAAUGAAAACAGGGCCUGAUUUUCCGAGGUGCUGGGUACCCACAAUUCCAGGUGGGAGAUGCAGGUGUACCUGAAAAUCAGGCCCAUAGUUUGUAGGAUAUUUUUUCCAGGAUCCUUCAGCAUGAACAGCACCUGAAGGGCAAGAUAUUCUUUCAUUCUUCUUAUGCCCCAUAGACGCAAGAGUUAAUGCUUCAGGAGAGCACUUCAUGGAGCUAAGCACUCGCCACCUGACCCUGCCUGGAAGAUCAAAGGCUUUGCCAAUGCCUAGUAAAAGCAGGUUAUCAUGUAACACAAGGCGCCUCAGAGAGGGGGAACAUGUUGGUGCUUGUCAGAAGGUCUGCAGUUUAUUAAGAGUAGCACCGAAUUUACUUUGUUUAACUGUGCUGGGUAGACGUGAAGCUCUAGUGAAUGUCACUCCAGUCCACAACAGCCACAAUCACUUUCCAAAGCUCUGAGCAGCUGACCCCCAAACUAGCAGAUGGACUGGAUCUGUCGUUGUCUUUGCCUGGAGAGCGUCUUACUACGAGGGAGUGGUGCUGUGUGACUCUGCUGACCUGGUGUCUCAUUGUCUAGUGGAAUGUUGGCAGCAGUGCUGAAAGAAGUUACACGUGUGCAGGGAAACAGACAUUAUCCUAUUAACCAUUAGCAACCAGGUCCUCCUCCCGAAUCCAUUUAGUCACCGAGUAAACAGCACAGACGGAGCACAGUACUAAAUACAGAAAGCCACGAGGACAGUGCGCUCUUCAGAGCCUACAGGCUUCCCUUCCAUUAAGGGGACAGUCUCAAGCUUCAAUACUUAGUCGAAUUUUUCUUUUUGAAUGAAUGCCAGUGGGCCGGCCCCGAGGAACAACCCAGCGAUAACCAAAGCUUGCAAAGGCUACCACUACGGAAACGACCCUGCGAUAACAAACCAGCGUGUGAAGCCUCACACUGACCAACAGCACUACCCUAACAAGUUGUGCGUACAGCCGCGCCCGCCGGAGCCACCUUACGCACGUGACUGUGGCAGGAAAAUGAUUGGAAUGAGAGCAGAGGCCGAGUUCCUGAGGAGGUGGAUGGAGCUGAGUGAGGAGAUGACCCUGGAAGGAGAGUCGAUGGGGAACAGCUCUGAAUCUGGCAUUCAGCUCAUGGAGAAUAACUCACCAUCUGCCCCUGGGCACCAGGGCUGGAGAGAGCUUCACCUGGCAGCUUGGGACGGCAACGCCCACCUGAUGAAGCAGCUACUGAGGCAGGGGGCAGUGAUAGAGACCAGGGAUGAGAAUGGAUGGACGCCCUUACACAGUGCCACGCUGAAGGGGUCCAUCAUGCUGGUGAAGUUCCUGGUGCAGCGCGGAGCCGUGGUCCAUGCCACAGACAGAGCACACUACACCCCGCUGCACCAUGCCUCUUGGAGUGGCCAUACCCAAGUGGCUGAGUUUCUCCUGGCUCGGGGAUCCCCAGCAUCAGCCAUGACGAAAGGGGGCCUCACCCCACUUCACUGUGCAGCAGCCAGCGGUCACACCCUCAUUGUGCAGUUGCUCCUACGGCAAGGCACAGAUCCAGCCAGCGGGGACAACAACCGGUGGACGGCACUGCACUGGGCAACUGUGAACAGCCAGCUGCAUAUUAUGGACUUGCUGAUUUGCCAGGGUCUCUCCCCAGACCUGGGCAGUAACGGAGGCAUCACAGCACUGCACAUCGCGGCAGAGACGGGAAGAAGUGAUGCUGUAAGGUUCUUGCUAGCCAAGGGUGCCAACAUCAAUGCUCAGGAUGGGCUGGGGAGAACAGCACUUGCCAUUGCAUCCAAUAAUGGCAAUCAAGAGAUUACAGAACUGUUGCUGAAAAGCAAAGCUGAUGUGAACAUGAAGGACCACUACGGCUGCACGGCACUCCACAAGGCAGCAGCUGCGGGACACUUGGCCCUCGUCCACUUGCUGAUUAAGACAGGAGCUGUUACCAACAUUAGGGACUGUCUGAAUCUGACUCCGCUUCACAGAGCUGCCUGUCGUGGGCACAGCGAGGUAGCUAAUUACCUUCUGGACCAUGGAGCUGAGAUCAAUGCAGCUGGCUGGCUAAACAAAACCCCGCUGCACUUGGCUGUGGAAAAAAAUCACUUCCUUUUAAUGGAGCUGCUGCUGGGGAAGGGGGCAAGUCUGUCCCUCAGAACUCGCUGGCAUGAAACGGCACAGGAUCUAGCGUCAGACAGGGCCCUACCUGCGGGCACUCCGUCCACUUCCCAGGAGAAGAUGACAAGCUGCAAUCUGGACGUGAACUAGAUCCCAGCUCGACUACAGUUAGCUGGACCUGAGAGACAUGAGAACAGCUUUGUCCUUCAGUUUCCUCUGCUGCCAUCUUGUGAAGAAGGAUCAGACUUUCCCAUCAUGCCAGUAUUAACCGAUAAAGGGCCUGAUUCUCAUUUACCUUGUUCUUGAAGUGGAACAGAACCCUAAAGGGGGUAUAAAUAUACUGUAUAUCCAUUGUAAGGCCCCUUUAUACUGCUAGAGUGGUGUCACAGGGCCUUAAUAUAAAUGAGAAUAAGGCUCUAAUUUUUAAAAGGUUCUGUCUUUACCAAUGUGCUGCUGUAAUACGUAUUUACUAGGGAUGUGAUUAAACCAUCUUUGGGGAUUCAUUAGAUACCAGAUAAUGUAGCCAGUGGAUACUAAGAUGAAUCAGGGAGGUGGGGUGGGUGGUGCCCAAGGCGCAAGAUGAGGCCCUGGAAAGGGUGGUCGGAGUAAUGAAGCAGCAGAGGACACGGUAAGGGAGAUUGGUAGAACAUAGGCCAGGCAGCGAGACGAAGCAAGACCACACUUAAAAUGGCCGCUGUCAUCACAUGGUGGUAGCCAUCUGAAGUGCCUGAAAUUCACUUACCAUUUAGCUUGGGAUGCAGAAGAAGGGCAAAAUGGCCAGAUCUGUGCUAUUUACAAUCACCCUAUCUCUAGAAUACACCUUUGUACAUUAGAAUAAUCCUAUGCUGAUGUCAUCUUCUAUUCAGCCAGUGGCCAUGUAAUAAACCUGUAUGCAUAAAA